Molecule: messenger RNA, 555 nt
Organism: Choloepus didactylus (southern two-toed sloth)
Lineage: Eukaryota; Metazoa; Chordata; Mammalia; Pilosa; Megalonychidae
Gene: ANXA2R
Product: annexin A2 receptor
Exons: 1
Coding region: 1-555 (184 amino acids)
Molecular function (GO): signaling receptor activity
Source: RefSeq, a predicted model, not a curated record
AUGGAGCAGCAUCUUCUCUGCUGUGUACACGAGGCCUGGGAUUCUGCAGGCAACGCACCUGGGCCACAGCCGCCGCCAGCCCUGAGUGCAGACGAUUCUGGGCCCGGACCGCUCCCUUUCUAUCCCCAGCUGGGGCAGCUCUCCUGGGACAACCAGGACUUCAACUGGCAACUGCUCUCCAGUCCCUGCGGGCUACUGUGCUGGGACUGCCCGCGACACCGACCCGGAGCCCAGAGCACCUCCGAGCGGGACACUGAUCCGCCUACCUUGGACCCGACGCCGGCGACACAGAGGGAGCCAGAGGCGCUCGCACGAGAAGCAGACGAUGCCCAGGAAACCCAUAUGAGCUCACCCCGCCGACCCCCCUCGGCCCGCCUGCCCCGCCAGGGACACACACAACUGGAUCCCGAGACCCUUGAAGGCGCUGACCCUCCCCAGCGUCGCUCUCCUCCUGCCCCCGCCGUGCCCCAAGGCUCCUGGCACCGGAUUCCACGCGCUGUGGCCUAUUCGCUCAGGAGCUUCAUCCGCCGUCGGCUUUUGGAGCUCAGAUUUUAG